CUCGCUCAGCCGUCACCUGCGUCCAUGAGCGGCCCUCAGCCUUCUGGCGGCGGUCCUGGCGGCACACAGCCGCCGUCCGCGCGCCGCACUCUCUCUUCCACCUCCUCUACCGGCAACGAGACGGAGCGCGAGGACUCGCGCCGCCACGCCGCCGCUGCGGCGCCGAGUGAUGAGCACGCGGCCCUCAGUACUACGCCCACGCAGAGCCAUGUCGCACGCGGCACGCUCUCCGCCAUGCCGCGCGAGCCCAGCGUCAGCUGGAGCCAGCACGGCAGCGAGCCGAGCCACGCCGGCGCAGGCAGCACCAUCGGCCGCGGCAGCGCUCCGCAGCAGCGUCCGAGUGCUUCGCUGACGCCUCGCUCGUCGAGCGUGCGCCGCGACCCCUCGUCGGCGGCGCGCAGCACCUCCUAUGCGCCGUCGGACAUCGACACUGUCUCGGCCGUUUCUGCGUCCGAGUUCAGCUCGGGCGAGGAGGACGCCGGCGGUCGCACUGCGCAGUCUGCCACGCUGCGCGGUCGUGCGCCGCAGCAGGCGGGCACGGGCCGCGCCGAGACAGGGCCUGUCAGCGUGUCGCUCAGCCGCGCCACCGGCGCCAGCACGGCCAGCCGCGCCGGCAACCGCCGUGCCAGCGUGGUGCGCGAUGCGCGGCGGGGCAGUGUGGCGCGGCGCAACUCGGAUGAGGAUGAGGAUCGCUUCGGGCCGCUGGACGACGAGGACGACGAGGUGGAGCACCUGGACCGCGGCGAGGAGCUGGUGCGCCGCCGCAUGAAGGCACGGCAGAAGGAAAAGGCUGCGCGCCGCAAGAAGGAGAAGGCCGUCGAGCGCGAGCGGCUGCGCGCCCAACAGGGCUCCGUCGCCAGCCAGAAUGUGCCUGCCUCGCCCGGCGGCCAGGGCCCGCGCUCGCCCACGCUCGAGCGCGAAGGCCGGCCGACGUACAUUGCCAUGCCGACGCCUUCGUCCGAGGUUGGGCCCGGCACACUGUCCCCUGGGCUCUCAUCUGCCGGCGGCCUGCCGGCACUGAGUCCGGGCAUCUACCGCGGCCCGACCACCUAUCCCUCGCCGCACUCGCACAUCCGCCGGCCGAGCCACAACCAGCAGCAGCCGCAGUCGCAGCUCGGCGGGCGGCGCAUGAGCGGUGCGCAGGCUAGCGGCGCCUCGACUGUGACGCGCGCGCCUGGCGCUGGCGGCCUCGACGUUUUCUCCGACGCUGGCGCUGCGCCGUCCGAGGUGCCCGCCUCCAGCGUGGCCGGCAGCGUCGUCGACGGCGGUGAUGAUGAGGAGCGCGACACCGUCGCUGGCCUCGCCACCGAGGCUGCUCGCACCGAGGCUGGCUCGCGUCUGGGCGACGAGGUCGACGUGGCCCACGAGGAGGAGGAAGACGACGAUGACGAGGCCACGCCCAGCGGCUCGGGCGGCGAGGACGAUGUCGAGUACACGCUCAAGGAUCGCCAGGACGCCAUCAACAUCGAGCAUCCCUUCGGCUUGCCGAUCUGGAAGCCCGCGCUCUACAAGAAGAGCCGCACCGUGACGCGCAACGCCGAGAGCGCACUGCACUCGACACCCAGCGCCGCUGCGGGCCGCCACCUGCUGCCGGGCAAUCUGCUCUGGACGCUUCUCUUCGGCUCCUGGCUCUGCGUGCUCUGUCUUGCCGCCGCACUGCUUCUCGUGGUCGUCCCCGUCGGCGGCGCGCGCUAUGGACGCGUGCUCUGGGAGCUGGGCUGCUACCUGCUCUGGCCGUUUGGCAAGUACGUGGAGAUCGAUGUCUCGCCGACCAGCGGCGAGCGCGGCGUUUCGUGGGUCGAGCAGCCGCACGAUGCGGAAGUGGCGUACGAGAACGCCUUCACGCCCGUGGCUGCCCGAUUCCCGCACGACCAUGCACACCGCAUUCCCUUCAACAGCCGCGGCCGCUCGGGCGACUACUCGGACUACAACGCUGCGCAGCCUGACGGCACAGUGCGCGCCAGCUCGCGCGCCGCCGAGUCGGGUGAGGCGUCUGGCUCGGGCUCUGCUUCCGGCAGCGGCACCGAGACUGGCGCGCAUGACGCCGCCGAGGGCCCAGGUUCCACACUGAGCGCGCGCUCGGCGCAGGCAAUCGCACAGGGACCGGGCGAGACGAGUCCGCUGAAGGGCAAGGCGCGCGCCGCGACGUACGGCGCCACAGCCGACAGCGAGGAGGGCGGCAGCAGCAACAGCGGCGGCGGCGCACGCAAGGAGGACCGCGUCAGCGAGGAGCUGGACGUGUACGAGUACGUGCACGACGACCAAGGCCGCGACGUCGGCCGCCGCGGGCGCAUCUUCGGCACGCUGGCGUUUGGCCUGCUCUUCUGGCUCGUCGUCGCGCCGCUGAUGGGCCUCGUCUGCCUGGCGCUGUGGGGCAUGGUGUUCACCAUCCCCAUGGCCAAGCUGACGUGGGUGCUGCUCAAGAACCUGUCGUCGCAGCCGCUCGCGCUGCACUUCCGCUCCGCGCCCGGCAAUGCGCUCUCUGCGAACCACGACGAGUUCGGCGCGACGGCCGAGGAGGACCACUCGGACGGCAAGGACUUCCUGCGCCCGCUGCGGCCCGGCCAGUUUGCGCCGCGCCCCAAGGCACGCCGCGACGGCGAGCGGCAGCGGCGCAGCAAGAUCCUGCUCUGCACGUACCGCGCUAUGGGCCUGCAGUACUACAAGUACACCGUCGGCGGCGUCAACAUCCUCUUCGUCAACACGCUGCCCUUUGUCUUCUUUACCAUCUUCGACUUCUUCUUCGUCGAGGCGUACGUGCACCGGCACCACAUCACCACGGGCUUCCUCGCCGCCAUCUCGUCGCAGGGCGCGCUCUUUGUGUUCGCGCUCGGCUCGGUGCUGCCGCUGUCGUACUUCAUCGGCAUGGCGGUGGCCAGCAUCAGCGCCCAGAGCUCGAUCGGCAUGGGCGCCGUCAUCAACGCGACGUUUGGCUCCAUCGUCGAGAUUAUCCUCUACGCCAUUGCCCUGACGCAGAACAAGGCACGCCUCGUCGAGGGCUCCCUCGUCGGCUCCAUCCUCGCAGGCGUGCUGCUCAUGCCGGGCCUCUCGAUGUGCUCGGGCGCCACGCGCCGCAAAGAGCAGCGCUUCAACGCACGCUCGGCCGGCGUCACGUCGACGAUGCUCAUCAUGGCCAUCAUCGGCAUCCUCACGCCCACGAUGUUUUACCAGAUCUACGGCACGUUCCAUCUCACGUGCACUGGCUGCCCGUCGGGCCACCACGCCGGCGACACGUGGUCGUGCAAGCGCUGCUUCUACGAGCACAUCCCGCCCGCGACGGACCCGUUCUACCAGGAGAACGUCAAAGGUCUGAUGUACACGUGCACGGUUGUGCUCGUGCUGUCGUACGCCAUCGGCCUGUGGUUCUCGCUGCGCACGCACGCCAGCCAGAUCUGGCAGAACCCGAACCCCGUGCCCGCGCCGCAUGGAGCGGCCCCCAGUGCGCACGUCUACCACACCAACACGGGCGCAUCGACGGCGCCGGGCGCCAUCAGCAUUCCGGGCGCUCAGCGUGCAAGCAUCUACAAGCGUCUGCUGCCGUCGAGCGUGGUGCAGCAGCUGCUGCCCACGCAGCGCCCAACCAGCCAGGCCAACUCGCAGGCCGGCGGCACUCUGCGCUCGCAGCGCGGCGCGCCGGGCGACCUGCCGCCGCUGCAGCUGCCCGAGGGGCUCAGUCAGGAGGAGUACGCGCGCGCCGUGGCGCUGACGACGAGUGCCUUUAUGCACGGCCAGCAACAUCAGCAUCAGCAGCAGCAGGCACAGCAACAGCAGCAGCAGCAGCAGCAGCAGACGUCGCAGCUCUCGGCAAACCAGGCCAUUCCGCGCAGCACGAUGCACGAGCCGGCGCCGCGCCAUGUCUCGAUGCACGAGGCGCACGACGACGGCGGCGGCCACGGCGGCCACGAUGCGCCGUCGUGGACGCGCAACCAGUCGCUCAUCGUGCUCCUCUCCUGCACCGUGCUCUACGCCAUCAUCGCCGAGAUCCUCGUCGAUGCCGUCGACGUCGUGCUGGAUGGCUCGGGCAUCGACAUCAAGCUGCUCGGUGUCACGCUGUUUGCGCUCGUUCCCAACGCCACUGAGUUCAUGAACGCCAUGAGCUUCGCCAUCAAUGGCAACAUCGCUCUCUCGAUGGAGAUCGGCUCGGCCUACGCGCUGCAGGUCUGCCUCAUCCAGAUUCCCGCCAUGGUCGCCUUCAGCGCCUGGUACAACCACGACCGCGCCGCCAGCGCCCUCACCUCCUUCUCGCUCAUCUUCCCGCGAUGGGACGUCAUCGCUGUCAUCUUCUCGGUGUUCCUCCUCACGUACACGUACACCGAGGCGCGCUCCAACUACUACCGCGGCAGCAUCCUCAUCCUCAGCUAUGUGGUGCUCGUCUCGGGCUUCGUCUUUGCCCCGUCCUCGGGCGACACCGAAGAUCCGGGCGAGGACGGGCAGGGCUACACGCCGGCGCCGCCGCUCAGCUUUGCGCUCAUGGGCGGCAGCUUCGGCGGCUCGCCCGUGCCGGCGCUCCAUGCCUCUUCGCAGCCGCAGCAUGCGCUCACGCCGGCGUUCUCGGUGCUCGCUGCCAUGUUCCAGAGCCUCUGGGCUCGCUGAGCUCCAGGCGCCGAUCCGUUCUCGCACAACAGCUUCUCUCCCCCACAUUCCCCUCUGCGCCCGCACGCGCUGGGCUGCACCUGUUUCCCUUUCAUCUUAACGACACGACCUUCUCAUGG
This is a messenger RNA of Tilletiopsis washingtonensis, 4712 nucleotides long. RefSeq lists its product as hypothetical. The coding region runs from base 25 to 4593 and encodes 1522 amino acids. Gene Ontology annotation, cellular component: endomembrane system; membrane. Gene Ontology annotation, molecular function: calcium:proton antiporter activity. The record is from RefSeq and is a predicted model, not a curated record. Gene Ontology annotation, biological process: intracellular calcium ion homeostasis; calcium ion transmembrane transport. NCBI's taxonomy places the organism in Eukaryota, Fungi, Basidiomycota, Exobasidiomycetes, Entylomatales. The transcript has 7 exons.